This is a messenger RNA of Theobroma cacao (cacao), 2612 nucleotides long. The record is from RefSeq and is a predicted model, not a curated record. Lineage: Eukaryota; Viridiplantae; Streptophyta; Magnoliopsida; Malvales; Malvaceae.
UCUCUCUCUCUCUUUCUCUCUCUUUGCAACUGUUUUCUUUAAUGUAAACUUAGAUCAAUCAACAACAGAGAUCAAAAACAGAAAAAAGGAAUGAUUUCUUCAUUUUCUUCGAAUCUUUUAGUGUUAGGAGUUUAGAAAGCUGUAGAAGAAGGAGCUUGUAAGCAUUUUGGAGCUAUAAGAACAGACAUAGACCUUAAAGUGCUGUAUGUUUUUGGUAUUGGCUAACAUAUGAAGACUACUGAUUUAGGUUGUCAGCAAUAUACCUAGCUGGAAGCCAAUGGAGGAAAGUGUCAGCAAGGGACCAUCGUCAUUAAGGCAAGGUAGCUUUAAGUCCAGUCUGUCAGGAAGAUCAACUCCAAAGAGUUCUCCUACAUUUCGGAGAUUGAAUUCAAGCCGAACUCCAAGAAGAGAAGCUAGAAGUGGUGCUGGUGGCAUUCAGUGGUUUAGGAGCAACCGCUUAGUGUAUUGGUUGCUUUUAAUUACUCUUUGGGCUUACCUUGGAUUUUAUGUCCAAUCCAGGUGGGCUCAUGGUCAUAACAAAGAGGAAUUUUUGGGUUUUAGUGGUAAUCCAAGAAAUGGACUAAUCGAUGCUGAACAGAACCCACGACGAGAUUUGCUUGCUGAUGACAGUUUGGUGGCAGUGAAUAAUGGAACUAACAAAACUCAGGUCUACAGCGAUAGAAAGUUUGAUGUGAUUUUGGCCAAGAAGAGGAAUGAUGUUUCAUUUAACAAGAAAAGGAGUAGAAGGAGUAAAAGAGCAGGGCGUAAUUUGAGCAAGAUGCGCGGGAAGCGGAAAGCAACAAUAAACAUUGAAAAUGGAGAAACAGAGGGGCAAGAACAUGAAAUUCUGCAGAAAAAUUCUACUUAUGGAUUGCUUGUUGGACCAUUUGGGUCAGUGGAGGACAGAAUUUUGGAGUGGAGUCCUGAAAAGCGGUCUGGAACAUGUGAUAGGAAGGGGGACUUUGCACGCCUUGUUUGGUCAAGAAGAUUAGUAUUGGUAUUCCAUGAACUCUCAAUGACUGGGGCUCCAAUUUCAAUGAUGGAGUUGGCAACAGAGCUUUUGAGCUGUGGAGCUACAGUAUCUGCUGUAGUUCUCAGUAAAAAGGGAGGACUGAUGUCUGAGCUUGCAAGGAGAAGGAUCAAAGUGAUUGAGGACAGAGCAGAUCUUAGCUUCAAAACUGCCAUGAAGGCAGACCUUGUGAUCGCGGGAUCAGCAGUCUGUGCAUCAUGGAUUGAUCAAUAUAUUGCUCAUUUUCCAGCUGGGGGAAGUCAAAUUGCUUGGUGGAUCAUGGAAAAUAGAAGAGAAUACUUUGAUCGGUCAAAGCUUGUUUUACACCGAGUGAAAAUGCUUAUUUUCUUAUCUGAAUUGCAGAGUAAACAGUGGCUUACCUGGUGCCAAGAAGAAAAUAUUAAGUUGAGAUCUCAGCCUGCUCUUGUUCCACUUGCUGUUAAUGAUGAGCUGGCUUUUGUAGCUGGCAUUCCUUGUUCUUUAAAUACUCCAUCUGCUAGCCCUGAAAAGAUGCUAGAGAAAAGGCAAUUGUUGCGGGAUGCAGUAAGAAAAGAGAUGGGUUUGACAGAUAAUGAUAUGCUUGUGAUGUCUCUAAGUAGCAUAAAUGCUGGAAAGGGCCAGCUCUUGCUUCUUGAAGCAGCAGGCCUCAUGAUUGAUCAAGAUCCUUUGCAAACUGAUUCUGAAGUUACAAAGUCAUUGGAUAUCAGGCAAGAUCAAUCUACCUUGACUGUAAAGCAUCAUUUAAGAGGUUUGCUUCAAAAGUCGAGCGAUGUUGAUGUAUCUUCUACAGAUUUGAGGUUAUUUGCGUCUGUAAAUGGCACAAAUGCUGUCAGCAUUGACAGCAGUCACAGAAGAAGGAAUAUGUUGUUUGAUAGCAAAGGAACACAGGAACAAGCUCUUAAAAUUCUUAUUGGUUCUGUUGGAUCUAAGAGCAAUAAGAUGCCUUAUGUUAAGGAAAUUUUAAGAUUUUUGUCUCAGCAUGCAAAGUUGUCGGAGUCUGUACUCUGGACUCCUGCAACUACACAUGUCGCUUCACUAUAUUCAGCUGCAGAUGUAUAUGUCAUGAACUCCCAGGGACUAGGAGAAACGUUUGGGAGAGUGACUGUUGAAGCAAUGGCAUUUGGCCUUCCGGUGUUAGGGACUGACGCUGGAGGCACAAAAGAGAUAGUUGAGAACAAUGUAACAGGCCUUUUUCACCCCAUGGGGCACCCUGGGGCCCAAGCUCUUGCCGGGAAUCUGAGGUUUUUGCUAAAGAACCCGUCUGCGAGGAAGCAAAUGGGGAUGGAAGGAAGAAAAAAGGUAGAAAGAAAGUAUUUGAAGCGGCACAUGUACAAGAGAUUUGUAGAGGUUCUCACCAGGUGUAUGAGAAUCAAAUAGCAUCACGUAUUGGACACUAUCAUAUCAUUCUUUAAUUGUUUUGUUUUUUAUCAACAGAAACAAUGGGGGGAAUAUUGAAAUUUGUAUCACUCUAAGCCCAAUGGAGUUGGCAAUAUUCACAGGUAUCGUGUUUGUCAGGAAAUGAGUGCCUUUGCUUCACCCAGUUGAAGUAGAUAUGUAGCUCAUAGUAGUUCAGCUCAUGAACCAAUGAAGAAUUUUGGUCUCA